Aspergillus tubingensis is the source of this 1482-nucleotide messenger RNA. RefSeq names its product 3-hydroxyacyl-CoA dehydrogenase, NAD binding domain family protein. The coding region runs from base 1 to 1482 and encodes 493 amino acids. NCBI's taxonomy places the organism in Eukaryota, Fungi, Ascomycota, Eurotiomycetes, Eurotiales, Aspergillaceae. The transcript has 4 exons. The record is from RefSeq and is a predicted model, not a curated record.
AUGUCGCCCUCCAAGCAGUCUGUAGUUUCCAUGGCGGACAUGCCAUUCAUCGUCUCCACCGGCACCAAGAAAGUCGAUCCUCGUACCCGCAAACUCAUUCGCAGCCAUGUCAUGAUUGGCAAGAACCGUGGCAAAUCCCGCUAUCGCCAAGCAGGGGCCGACCCAUCGACUCCGGCGGACGCGUGCACAGACGACACUUCGGCUCCUCCUGCCGAUGCGGUGGAUUUACCAUUAUUGCCAUCUACACAAGUAUCAGCCACCCGCGCGGCGUCAGAUCUUCCCCGCAGAGUUGGCAACGACAUGUCCUUCGUCCGGCUGGCUGAUGACACCACCAGCCCUGCAGCCCUAGCCACCAUCCUUCGCUUCACUGAACGGGCGAAGACAGAGUUCUACCCGCUUGCCGUAUGCAUAGUGUUCAACUCCUCUAGUCGAUCAUGGGUUCUCGACAUGCUGUCACUAGACGCAGCCUACCUCAACGCCAUGGUCAUCACCACCCAAUCAUACUUUGGUAUCUACAGGGGGCCGGAAGCGACCCAGUCCCCUCAUCUGGGGAAAGCCAUCCGCCUGCUACGGAAUCGGCUCGGAGAAGAGCAGGUACGCGUGUCCAAUGCAACGGUAAUGGUCGUCAUUAUCUUGAUUCUGCACGCGCAUAUCGUGGAGGAUUACGCUGCCGUAGUACAUCAUACCCAGGGUUUACGCAAGAUGGUCCGGCUGCGCGGGGGACUAGGAGCAUUUACAUCCAAUAACAAACUAGUCAUUGACCUUAUCAGAUGCGAUGUGGGACUAGCGAUCCACAGUGGAGAAAAACCUGCCUUUUUCGAAAAUCGCGAUCUCGACAUCUUUGUCCCAUCCGACCUUUGCUUCACGCCGCAAUCUCGCCCCAUCCCGUCGUUCGUCCGGGAGCUUGACCCCGGUCUCGCGCGGAUGUGGCACAUUAUGCAGGGAUUCUGUACCCAGGUCAACUUGACCACCAAGACGAAUGACAUGAUUCCAGAGACGGAUUUCAUGAAAACAAUGGCCUCCGUCAUGUAUCCUCUGUUACACAUGAGUUUUGAGCCCGGGUCCCUCGACGAGGCGAUCCGCCUAGCUUUACUCAGCUAUGGAUUUGACAUCUUCCUCCAGUUUCGUAGCGACCCGACCCCGUACGUCCACCUGGCUGCCUCGUACCAGCGCUGCUUAAAUGGCUUAGCCAAGCGAAACGAUGUCUCUCCUCAACUCUGGAUCUGGUUGUUAACUGUCGGUGGUCUUGUGGUGUUUUUACCCGCCGUCAGGCGGAAUUUCCGGCACUGGCUGCUGUAUUACCUCGGAAGCUGUCGUGUCCGCUCGUGGGAGGAGAUGCGGGCCAUCCUCUCCUCAUUUAUUUGGAUUGGACUCGUGCAUGAUCAAGGAGGCAAGGAAAUUUUUGACAAGUUGUUUGCCAAUCUAGAGCCUGGGACGGAGACAUUUGUUGAUCAGACGUCUUCGAAAUUAAUCACGUGUUAG